Messenger RNA from Brassicogethes aeneus, 3777 nucleotides. Lineage: Eukaryota; Metazoa; Arthropoda; Insecta; Coleoptera; Nitidulidae. The record is from the annotation of a GenBank genome assembly.
AUGCAAAUAGACACUGCAAAUAAAAAACGGGAUAUUGAAAAUCCGGUGAGAAAUGAGACAGUAGAAGUAGCUGUUCUGGGUGAAAUUAAUUUGGAGGGAGUUUCGCGGUCCACUGUACACAGAAUUCUGAAACAUAAUAAAUGGCACCCAUAUAAAAUUCAACUUUUUAAAGAAUUACAUGAAGGUGAUAACGACCGCCGCACGCGUCGAACAUUAAACUCGUCGUGUAAGUAUGAACCAAGUUAUGGCAGAAACCGUAGUAACUCUAUCAAUAAAAACGAUGAGGAUAAAAGCGCCACUUCAAUUAUUGCUUCAAAAUACGGUGGCGGGUAUUCGACAAACUACCAACGUGACACCGGUGCAUCGCGGGACUUAGGUCGAUCAGAAAAUCCAAGGAUCAAACCACUCUUAGAUAAAAAGGAUACACUUCAUCCACCUGUUUCUUAUCGACCUAUAUCAAGAACUGGGGCUAGAUCACGUGACCCAAGUCCUAUUGAUAAAUCUGAGAAGAGUUCGUCAUCAUCGAGCUACAAUUUAAGUAGAUUGUAUCCUUCUAGACCCUACACUAGAUCGGUUAGUCGAGAAAGGACCGAUUCUUCGAAUUCGACCACGACUAUUCCUAAAUUUACUGGAAGAGCUGUGUCUAAAGAUGAAGUUUCAAAGUAUUCCUCCAGAACAAAGGAAGAAAUACCGAAGUACAUGGGCAGAACAUCGAUUGGCAAAGAUGAACCACUUACUCGGUAUAAAACUUCCAGUAAAACAACUUCUAGAGAAGACCUUUCAGUACCUCAAAAAUACUCAAAUUCUCGAUACAAAGCUGCAGGACGUACAACAUCAAGGGAGGAUUUAUCAAACCCACAGAAAUAUAUUAAUAGUAGGUUUUUACCUAAGAAUGCAAUCGAAAAAAGUCAUACUGCCUACGUCAGGCCAACAAACCGUACUCAUGAAGUAAGUCAAAGAAAUAAGGAACUUCUUAGUGUUCUACAAGCUCAGCACGAACAUGAACGUCAUAGUAGGCCUUCUAGCAGAUGUUCUUCUGUCACACCAGACGAUCAUUAUCAAAAAGAUUUUUUAAAAGCACAGGCUUAUAAACCACAACCUAAAAAUGUAGAAAUGGAAACUGUAUUCGUUGUAACGAGAGGCACCUCCCCUACACCAACAUCGACCCAAACGAGUUUCCUAAGAAGUCGUAGAACAGAAGUGGCGAAAAUGGUAGAAAAAACAAUUACCAGGCCAAAAAUAAGACCAACUAUGGUGGACCAAGAGAUCCAAUCUGACAGAUUGGACGACUCAACUAAAUCAAGUAGAUUUGCAGGUGCAUCCAGAAUAUCAGCCACUCCGUGGUCAUCAUUCUUAGACAUGAAAUUUUCUAGUCCUUCCACCAAACAAAAAUCUUUAAAACAAAAUGAACAAUCUAGUCAAAAUAACUUUGAUAAAUCAGAUAAAACUAAUUGUGAUAGUCCCAAGAGUAUUUCUAGAGCCAGUUCAUCUAAAAGCUUAAGUCAGGGUUCGUCAAAAUCUGAAGGAAAAACAAAGGAAAAAAAAUCACCCUCCCCUCCAUUCAAAUCCAAACUUAUUCCACCGAAACAGGUGCAAACGACUGAUAAAAAACUGUUACCGCCACAAAUUCCAAAUACAAAUAAAAAUAACUCGAUACAUUCCCAAAACAUACAAAAUAAAGAUUUUCGUAAGUCCGUAUUAAAUAUGAAUCCCGAUAAGAAAAAGAAAUUAGGUAGAAGGAGCAAUUCUGCAAGUUCAGCAGAUUCUGAUCACUCAGUAGCAGAUGCGGAAGCCACAGACGUAUCUGAAAAUUUGGCCACAUGUAAAUCUUACCAUCCUUCAAUGGCUUCCAGAUUACCUCAAAAAAUUAACGAUCCAAGAAGUCGUCGAUCACCCAGCUCAGAUGCAAGUACAUCUAGUACCAGUGAGGAUGAUAUUAAAAAUAAAUUUAAAGGUCACCUUAGUGCUGGAUCUUCCCGUACUUCCAUGAUAUUAUCAUCUGCCGACGAGUUAUCACAGGAUAAAUUGCCCAAAUUAGCUAAUUUAAAAAUUAAAGACGCUAAACCUGAAACUGUGGAAGCUAAAUCAUUUUUAAUGAGGGCUUUAGCGCCAGUGACUAAUUUAUUUAAAGUUAAACAAGUUGAGUUACCCGAAAAAGCUGUUAUAUCUGAUAAUAAUUGCUCUGAAAAGGAAGAAUCCCCUGAAAAGACCAAACCAAGACUUGCAACUCUCAUUCUGACAAAAGUUGAAACUUCCGAAAAACCCUUGUGUUACAAUGAAAGUUCUGGCCAAUUUUCACACGAACCGUCAUCGCACUCAAACAGUACCAAUAAAUCACCAAAGCAAUUAAUACGCAUAGAUAAAAAUACAGGGUUACCCAUAAAAACAUUUAUGAGACAUGUGGAUUCCGGCGAUAUACCUUGGUGGUUAGACGAGAAAUCAGAAGUACCAGAAGGUGUGGAAACGUAUCCUAAUUGGGUGAGGGAAGAUGGAACAACAGAAGACGGCAAAAAAAUAUUUAAAAUAAGACAUAACGAAUCGGACGAGUCCAGUUGGUGGUUGGACAGCAGUGAAAAGUCAAAAUCUGAUCCCAAUCCAGCCAAUGUUACUUAUGUUCACGAAGACGGUGUGACCGAAGAUGGAAAAACAAUUUUUAAAGUCCGGCAUAAUGAUUCCGACGAGAGUAGUUGGUGGGUGGAUAGUGGUGAUAAGUCAAACAGUGAACUUCGUAGACUAAAUACUAUAGAUCAAGAAUACUUAGAUCAGAAUAAUAUAAGACCUAUAGAGGAUGGUGUAACUGAAGAUGGAAGGGUAAUCUAUAAAAUAAGACAUAAUGACUCGGAUGAAACAAGUUGGUGGGUGGAUAGUAGUGAUAAAUCAAAUAAUAAUUCUCAAAUGCAUCAAGAUUAUCAGGAAAAACAUAAAUUGCGGCAUAUUGAUUCUGGAGAAAGAGCUUGGUGGAUGAGUAGCUCAGAAAAUGUAUCUGAAAUGGUGCAACCUCAGGAGGAACAAGAAAACAAAUCUAAAUACGCUAUUCGACAUCAAGAUUUUGAUGAAAAACCAUGGUGGUUGAAUAAUAACGAAAUAAAUCAAUCUGACAACGAAUCAGAUAGUGAAAUACCAUUGGGAGACAGAGCAAGUCCAGAAGGUCUGGAAAUGCCUAAAGAUGAAGGCAGACUUAGUCCAUACGAUAACGUCCCUGAACAAGAAUCCAGAGAUAAAAAACGGAUUAAUAUGACUUUGUUUAUAUCGAAACACACCAACAUAGAUGAUAUAUUAGGUGGUUCCGGUCAACUUUGGAGUCCGGUGUCGGAUGAAAUGUUUAGAUUUAAUGAUACGUCACAAGAGUGCACCGAAAUUGAUGCUAGACAAGUCAUCAUCCAUGAACCCAGUCCUAGGAGGGGUGAAAUGCAUUCAAACAGAACGGAUAACUUUGGAGGAGUUUCGAAUGCAUAUCCAUUUAGAAAGGAAAUCCCUUGUCCGCUUCCUACGACAGAUCUAUUUCAAGAAACCUUACACCGGCACACUACGAUUCACGUAACGGAUGAGUAUGAAAUUAAAAGUGCAGGGUGCACAUUUCUGGAACAUAGGAACACAGACGUGAAGCAUUCAAAUGUAAAAUACAGUUUCUGGUCUAUUGAAUCGGCGGGUACCUUGGAACAGAUGAGCACAGAAGUACUGCAUACGGGUAAGGAGGGUACAGUGACGGAGGAGUUCCUUGUAUCUUUCAUUUUAUCUUCUUCACCGACAGCCAAGUUGUAUCUGCGGUGGCGCUGA